This is a messenger RNA of Abrus precatorius (Indian licorice), 431 nucleotides long. RefSeq names its product protein yippee-like At4g27740. NCBI's taxonomy places the organism in Eukaryota, Viridiplantae, Streptophyta, Magnoliopsida, Fabales, Fabaceae. The transcript is spliced from 2 exons. The record is from RefSeq and is a predicted model, not a curated record. Bases 28 to 348 code for a protein of 106 amino acids.
AGUAGUAUUUUGAUUUGAUUCAGUUCAAUGGCGAUUUAUGGCGACCAAUCUGCUACAUACAGAUGCAAAAGCUGCCAAAAUCCUGUUGCUUUCCGCAGUGAACUACUCUCUAAAAGCUAUCGGGCAAAAACUGGGCCAGCCUUUAUGUUCUCUCAUGCAAGGAACAUCAUUUUGGGGCCAAAGCAAGAUAGAAGUUUGAUAACUGGUGUGUAUAGUGUUGCUGGCAUCUUUUGUAGCAAAUGUGGUGAGGAAUUGGGUUGGAAGUAUAUUCAAGCUUAUGAGGCAAGAGAAAGGUUCAAGGAAGGAAAUUUCAUAAUUGAGAGGGCAAAGAUAACCAAAGAGUAUUAAAACAUAUAUAAAUUGAAGGCAAUUCUAAUUAGCAAUCUCACUUGGAUGUUGUUGUCUUCAUUCAUUUCUGUGUAAUUGUAAAA